Molecule: messenger RNA, 6012 nt
Organism: Micropterus salmoides (largemouth bass)
Lineage: Eukaryota; Metazoa; Chordata; Actinopteri; Centrarchiformes; Centrarchidae
Gene: cdca4
Product: cell division cycle associated 4
Exons: 2
Coding region: 3391-4311 (306 amino acids)
Cellular component (GO): nucleus
Molecular function (GO): transcription regulator activity
Source: RefSeq, a predicted model, not a curated record
AGGCACCCGGGUCGCCGUUUGUUGUUUUUUGGAACUUAACAGCCAAGCGGCGGCGAAAAAACUCUUGUUUUUUGGGGCUAGAAAGGAGGAAGGACCGGGGAGGACGUGUGGGUGGGCGCUUUUGGCUAAUUAGCUUGCUAGCAUUAUAUUUUUAUGUGUGUGUGUGUUGAUGAGUUAAGAGGAAAUAACCAAAAAUGAAACUGAGAGAAAUGCCAAGCGUUUGUUUGUUCGUUUGUUUGUUUAAAUAUCACGGAGUUUAUUUCCGUUUCACUGAACACCUUUAGCUCAGUUAGCAUUAGCUCGGAGCUCGAAAGCGUAAAGUCAGAGCCGUAGCGUUAGCUUAGCUAGCCGGCUAACUGUUAGCUACUAGCGCAAAAUGGCCUCAUUGUCGCUCGGUAGCUGUGAUGCUGAAAAGACAAAGCAUGCGGCAGUCACGGCCAGCAGCUCCGAUCCGCUUUCCACAGCGGCCCCUCCGGCUUUAUCACGGCGGCUGAUAGCGGUUAUGUUGUGGUUUUUAAUGCGGGAACAGGGGAAUGAAUGCCGCCGUGUUUAUAAGUUUAUUUAUUAAUUUAGCACGGCGCGCUGUGAAAGUACUGGUUUUCAGUGUGCAGUGGGGGAUGGGUCCAUGCUAGGAGCCAUUGACGUAAAGCGAGCCUGCAUUUUGUUUGGCUCCUAGCAUAAUACAAACACAAGAGCUCAGUUUAGUAGUAUUGUUUCACCCAACACUGUAUUUAGCGGAGCAGUCUGGCACACAAACACAAGAAUCAGAUAUCAACAUCACGCGGGUUUUUUUAUACCACAAAAAUUAUUGGCGUCAUUUCAACGAGGGGAUUUUUUGCUCUACAUUACUCAUUUCCUGAUAGCUGCUAUACAUGUUUUUGAACAUCACAUGUCUCAGCAUUUUCUUGUUAAAUCUUGUGUGACAGAACUAACAUAAGGACUAAAGAACAUAACAAGAAUGUGUCUAGGUGCAAAUGAAAGGGAUGUUUGUCAUUUUUAUUGUAUUGGAAAUGAUCUACAUGUCAGUCACUACAAUUAAGCAUCUGUAGCAGACAAAAAAUAUGUCUUAAUGUGUAUAUAUAUAUCUAUAAGUGCAUGCUAGCAGCAUUAUUAAUGCUGGUUGCAUAGACUAGCACAAUAACCAUGCAAAAUUUAAGUUUAAAUGAUUAAAAAAUAAAUUGAAACUGUCAGAAUUUUUUGGAGGUAAUUGUGUCUAUCAGUUUGGGGAACUUUCUCUGAAUUUCUUUAUUUAUUCUAGUGCUAUUAGAAUCUGAGAUUCUGGUAAUUAAUAUAUCCUUAAUCAUCGUUUCCUUUUAUAGCCUGUAGGUCUGAUGUUUUUGUAUCAGUUGUGCAAUGUAUGUUUGUUUGCUACGGGUGCAAGAUCAGAAAGAUCGAGAGAUAGGUUCUAUUUUUACAAUAAAGAAAAUACAUAGAACAAAAUAUUGGCUAUUAAUCUGUAGAUUUAUUAUACAAUUAAUUUCCAAGUAGAAUCCUUGAGAUUUGACCUCAAAAUGCUAAACUAUAGGGUGUUCAAAAACCAGAUUUAUCAAUAUAUCUGUCAUUACCAAAACUGUCUUAAUUCUCUUUGCAGUGUGCUCUCUCUCAGGUUGUAACUCUUCCUGCUUGUAAAUCAUUUUCUGUGACCCUUUUUUUUUUUAAUACACAUUGUUGUUUUCCUUUAGGGAGCUAGUCCUCUUUCGUGUCUCUUGUUUAACAGGGGCCAGCCACAAAUGCACUAGACAAGAAGACAACAUAUGUCCAUAAUUGUUUUUCUAAAUCUUUGUAUUUUAGAUCUUCAUUUACCUUCUUAAAUGACAUUUUCUUCCUAUUCUGUCCACUGUCAGGAAAUGUAAUUCUGUAUGCAAGCGAGGAUUGAAAGAUCUUGACGUUAGAUUCACUUCUCUCUUUUUUUUUUGUCGGUAUGGGUUAUAACUUUUUAAGAAUAUGGUGCUGAUUCCAGAUAUUUCCUCAGAUCAAUCAGGUGUAGAAACAAUUUAAUCUCCUUUUCUCAUUUUAUGUCAGGUUUUCAUGUGUGUAAAGAAGCACAGUACCUCCCUCUGUUGAAGGUUGAAGGAAAGGAGCGUUUGCAAUCAAUUUCUAAUUAGAAAUCACCCAAUUUUUUGGAUUACAUGUUUGAUUACAUGUUUGAUUAUAUGUUGAUUAAAUGUAAAAUGUUAAAUUAUGUUUUUUCGUCCCAGUUUUUGGCUGUAAAAUCUUGCACACCACCCCUGAGUGUUACACUGUGUUAACUGUAAGAUGGUAUGUAAUUAGCACAGAUCCUAGGACCUUAGUUUGCCCUGGUAUCCUAAGAUGAAAUUUUCAAGAAAAACAAAUUCUGCUUCGUUGGUGCGGAGAUAAAUUGUGACAAUAACAGCAGUGUGUAGUGCAUUUAGUUUCAUCUUGGUUUCCACUGAAAAGUGCGCAGUUUUUUGUAAAAUUGUUAACAACUCUUUGCUUUUCUAUUCUGUAAACCAUAAUCCUAUGCUUUUACAGUCCAGCAUGUAUCAAUACUAUUUUCUUUGUACCCCUGGUUUUUACUUUUUGUGAUUAUUUUGUAAAAAAAAAAAGUAUCACAAAUAGAAAUUUGAAGCAAGUGGAUUCACCCAAAUGCCCUGCCCACAGGUUUUUACACAGAGGAGACAAAGCUGGACACGGCACACUAUUUUUCUGUCUGAUUAAAAAUGAAAUGCCACAGGCUGCUGUUCAGAGCUCAGUCCUCCUUAUAUACUUGCAUCCCGUUUAUUUUGGGGAGUCAGAGGGUCUUUAAUGUUGGCAGGAGUGUUUUUUGUUCCUGUAAGACAUCUGUGUGUUCCAAACGGUGUGUAAUAAGGAAGUUGACUCUACUUUUCUUCCCCUCCCUCAGUGAAGAGAAAGUGAAAAUCUUGUUCUACUAGUUUGAAGAGUAUCGUGUGUGUAGACCUGGAAACCUGAUAUCCCAUGUAAAUAUUAGUGGUUCAUGGUGGUAUAUUGUAUUGUGAAUAUUGUAAAUGCUAUUAUUUUCCAUAUUCCUAUAACUUUUACCCCUUAAAAGCACCUUAUUGAUUGGGAUAUUUUCUUGAUCACAGGUGGCAGUGGGAAAGAAUCUAAGUGCACCGAUCAUGUAACUUGAGUGCUGUUUUUGUUUUCUGACAAAGGUCUCUAUAGUCUGUGCUUACUUUGAUGCAUCGUCGGCAUUUAGUUGGUAACCAUGCUAUUUUCGGUGGCUCAGUGGUCUGUUAAAAGUGUGGUUGUUCCGCCCAGCAGGAGUCUUGCUUCAGACUGGCCUAAAAUGGGCAGAAAUGGUGCUGAACAAAAGCUGCUUGUCGCUCGUACAAAAGUACUUGAAGCGUUGCAGCCGGGACCAAGCUGCAUUGCUAUUGCCUGUGCCUCUCAACAGGAAAGAGAAACAACAUGUUCCCGAAGGGCACCAAGCGUAAGUUCUCAGACUCCGGGGAGGAGCCAGUCCCCAGUAGUGACCAGGGCCCAGCAGCUUCAUCUGCGAUGGCUCGGACGCUGACGUCCUCUUAUAGCCUCCAGCGGCAGUCGCUGCUUGACAUGUCGCUGAUCAAGCUGCAGCUCUGCCACAUGCUGGUGGAGCCAAACCUGUGUCGUUCGGUGCUUAUUGCUAACACGGUACGGCAGAUCCAGGAGGAGAUGACCCAGGACGGCACCUGGCAGAUAAUGACCCAGGCCCUGGCAGCUGCCCAGUGUCCCGCCGACCGCCUGGUAGCCACUGAGGUGCUAUGCCGGCAGACGGACCCAGCAGCUCAGGCUGGGCAGAGCCCAAAACCCUUCUCAGUGGUUGAUCUGGAAGAAGGCUACCACGCUGAGGAGGUGGUGAUGGAGGGGGACGUGGAGACAGAGGUCACAAUGUCCACUUUGUCGCCUGUCUCUCCACAGCUGUCCUCUGCUUCCUACCUGGCAGGUCCCUUUGGCAUGGGACCCUGCUGGGAGGAGGAAGAGGAAGACGGUGAGUGCGAGGAGGAUGAAGAGGAGGACAGCGAGGAGUGUGUGUCGGAGGGAGAGGAGGCAGACCGGGACCACCUGAGUGCAGACUCCAGGACAGGGGAGCAGGUUUUUGGGACAUUUGAGAUCAAGCACCCGGCGCCGCCCCCUGACCCUGCACUCGAGGAACUGUUUUCAGAUGUGGACCCGUCAUACUAUGACCUCGAUACAGUGCUGACAGGCAUGCAGAGCGCCCCAAAGAUGGGGCCUUACGAUCUGCUGGAGAGCCUUUCUUCUCACGGGCCGACGGCCCUGAGCUCCAGCUCAAGUUGCAGGUCAGACCUGAACGAACUGGACCACAUCAUGGAGAUCAUAGUGGGAUCCUGAAACUCAGAACAUUCCUCUGGCCUGUACUGAUCCCUCAGACUCUUUACAGACUAUGCACAGUUCACAUGUGCAUGUUCUGUAUGUGGUAUUGUUGUUACACAUGGACAUUAUUGGCGGUUUUGGUACAAGGUGGGAAAUUAACAGCAAGCCAAAUAGAUUUUGGGUAUUGGCUGUUAGAGUUAUAGUUAGUCUGCUCUAACGCCACUUAGGGACGUCGGCAGCUGCUGUUGGGACAUUCAUCUUUUAUAUAAAAAAUGUAAUUGGCAGUUAAAGUAGUAAAGGGUUAAAUUGAUGAUUUUUUUUUUGGGAUUCUCAUGCCACCCUGGCCUGUGGACAAAGCAGUUAGUGUCCUACUUUGUUGAUGAAAUCCAAAACUUGACAAUAUCUUGUGAGAGGGCAAAGAUAAUUACCUAUACCAUGAUGCAUUCUUAUUUACGUACUUUUCAUGUUUACGUCUGUCAUACAUUCUGUCAUACUAGCUCCUUCUGGUCGUAUUCUUCUCUGCCAUUUUGUCCAUUUCUAUUUAUUGUUACAUGGACUGAGGAACAAUUCACCACACUACAUGCAUCAGAAACCAGAACAAAUUGUAAAUCCAAAUCUAUGAAUCAAUGCAUAUUUUCCUAAAGAUCUGAGCAAUUAUGAAUGGAAUAUAUGUAUAUGUACGUAUGUGUAUAUAGAAAUAUAUUUUUUGCAUUAUACAGCUGGGGGAUUUUGCAAGUAUCAUUUGAUAUUAUUAUUAUUUUUCCCUCCCAAGCGGUUUUUAAGAUUUUAAUGUAGCCAGACUCGAGACAGUGUCUUCCCAUGGUUUGGUAUAACAAGUCGACUGUAACAGGUGUCAGGACCGCCAUUGUUACACUGUAUAGGCGCUGUUCUUUCAUUUCUCAAAGCUUUAUGCAGGGCAGGGAAAUUACUGCCAGCCACAAACCACACGCUGGUUUAGAUUUGACUGUUUCUGGUAAGUUUACUGUAUCCAGUGGACAAAUUUAAGUAAGUCCCCUGUCCUGCUUCUCACACAGAUCUAAAAACAAUAACUGCUUUACCUAAAGCAUUUGGAGAAACCACGGGGUGAUAACUGCAUCAAGAAGCCAUAUUUCUUUCUCUCAUUUGUUUGUACAGCAAAUGGGGAAUUCUGUGUGUUAACCCAAUCUAAUUUAUUGUUUUAUUUAUUGUAUUUAUUAUAUCUAGGUACAGACAUGCCACAUUGACUUAUCAAAUCAACCAUGAGGCCCGAUAAAAUUUAUCCAAAUUUUGCCCUCCCGUUUUUAAAUGCAGUACCUAUUUAUUCCUCACAUUUUAUUAUUAGUAAUAAUAAUAAUAACCGGUUUACUAUUCAAAUCACUAUGCAGCUCUGUCAUAAGUGUUUCAAAAUGAUUGUAUAUGACUCAAAUGUCCUUUAAUUCCUUUUAUGCAAACAGUUGCCUUUCUCCUAAAGAUGUGGAAAAUCAAAUGCAUUUUUCAAAAUUUUAUCAUCGUGAUGAAGAGAUUUAACUCAGGCAAACAAAAUGUAUUGACAAAAAUACAGUAUUACGACACGCUUAAUACCUUACCACAACACUCCUGAAGGAUGUCAUUCUGGUCUGAAUGGGAGCUAGAACUUCAAAGACUAAUUACCGUUGUAAAAUGUAUGCAUUUUUUUAUAUUAAGGAAAAAACAUUGUAGCAUCUUUGUAAAUAUUUUUAUAAUAAAAGGUGCAACUAUUGA